Molecule: messenger RNA, 2535 nt
Organism: Clupea harengus (Atlantic herring)
Lineage: Eukaryota; Metazoa; Chordata; Actinopteri; Clupeiformes; Clupeidae
Gene: slc22a13b
Product: solute carrier family 22 member 13b
Biological process (GO): transmembrane transport
Cellular component (GO): membrane
Molecular function (GO): transmembrane transporter activity
Source: RefSeq, a predicted model, not a curated record
CAGAGUAACAAAGUCUACACGGCACGUGGAUGUGUGUGCUCCAAACUUGCCUAGAUCUCAGCAGGAAAGCGCUGCGCAAGUUAUUUACUCUAUUCUCAGUCCCGACUCUCACGCCUGUUACCUGCGAGUGUGUAGUUGUAAUUUUCAACUCUGAUGGGUUGUAUUAUGUGUUAUUCCUACUAGCCUACUUGUGUCACGGAAUCUACAAUUGGAUAAAUGCGCCAGUAAUGUAACUGUCGGAUUUAAACGUGUCUGAAAUUUUAUGAUUUAAUUUUCAUUAAGACGCGAGGAGUCUUGGAUUAACAGGGAAAGGACUAACGUAAUAUUCGCACAAUGAUCGGCUUCGGGCAGAUAUUGACGGAAAUCGGAGAGUUUGGGGCUUUUCAGAAGCGGCUGCUUGUGGUAAUAUGCGUACCCAACAUAUUCUCUGCCUUUCACAUGUUCGUUCAGGUUUUCACCGGUCUUUCCUUCGCUCAUCACUGCAACACGGACUGGAUCUUGAAAGUUGACUCUAAUCUGACUUAUGACAAAGUAUUAAACCUAACAGUUCCUUUGGACGAUGCUGGAGAGUAUGACAGCUGCAAAAUGUUUACACCUGUGGACCAAGACUUGGAUACUAUUGAAAAGUACGGGCUGAACAGCACGACCAAAUGCAUUGACGGAUGGAAAUUUAAUGCACCUCAAGGAACUACCUCUACAAUAACCGAGUUCAGCUUGGUGUGUGAAAACAGCUCACUGAACCAGGCGUCUCAGUCCAUCUACAUGGCUGGACUCCUGAUCGGAGCGCUGGUGCUUGGGCCAAUGGCAGACAAGUUUGGUCGGCGGUUUGUCAUUCUGUUGUCCCUGCUCCUGCAGUUGCUCUUUGGAGUUGGUACUGCCUUCUCCCCAAACAUAUAUGUCUAUAUUGCCCUCCGAUUUGUUGUCGGCGUCACAAUAUCAGGGAUCGCCAUAAAUGCAUUUGUCCUAGGGGCUGAGUGGUGUGGCACGUCGAAGCGGGCCCUCUUCACCAUCCUGUCGCACGGCUGCUACGCCCUGGGGCUCAUGCUGCUGUCUGGCAUCUCCUACGGCAUCAGAAACUGGAGGCUCUUGCAGCUGGUGCUGUCCGCCCCCGUCUGUCUGCUUGGUGUGUACUACUGGAUCCUUCCGGAAUCAGCCCGUUGGCUCCUCACGCAAGGCAAACAAGAACGAGCCCGGAAAGAAAUUCAGAAGGUUGCUCGGGCGAAUGGGACGAGUGUUCCAGAAUCUCUGCUGGAUAAGCUAGAGGCUGAGAACACAGCCAGAACUGGCAGCAUGUUGGACCUCUUCAGAAUCCCCUACCUGAGAAAGAGAGCGCUCAUAAUGAGUUAUAUCUGGUUUGUAACCAGCCUGGUCUACUACGGCGUGAGUCUAAACGUGGGCAACUUUGGCUUGGAUAUCUACCUCACUCAGCUCAUAUUUGGCAUCGCCGAGCUUCCUGCCCGGCUGGGCUGUUUCCCUUUGAUCGAACGCUUUGGGAGGAGGAUCUGCCAGAGCAUUGCCCUUUUUAUUAGUGGAACAGCGUGCCUGGUCAUUCUUGCCAUACCAGAAGACCUUCCCGUGGUGGUGACAGUGGUUGCUGUGCUGGGAAAGUUCUGUUUGGCUGCCUCCUUCACCAUCGUCUAUGUGUACACUGCUGAGCUCUACCCUACAGUGGUGAGGCAAAGUGGUGUGGGGUUGAACUCCAUGUGUGCACGAGUGGCGGGCAUCCUCGCGCCCCUGAUCGGUCUUCUGGGGGUGUACCACAAGGCCAUCCCCAUGAUCAUUUACGGCUCCCUCCCGUUUUUGGGAGGCGUGCUGUGCUUCAUGCUCCCUGAGACCCUUAACGUAGAGCUGGCAGAUCACGCCGACCCACAACAGGAUCAGCAAGAACAUGAAAGGUUACCUUCCAAUGAUAAAGAGGAGAAAGCACUUCAAACUUCCAAACUGUGAAGACAUCAGACCAAGUUUUAAUGUUUAAAUGAUAUUGUACAUAAAAUGUUCCUCAUUUAAAAUUCCAUUAAUGCAUUGAGAAAAAAAUAAGUUAUUUUCUUACAAUUUACACUUUGAUAUGAAAUACUUGAUAUGAUAAGUAUAUAUUUUAAAAUAUAAAAUCCUUAUUUUAGCCUUAAUAUUCUGUAUGACGUAAAAAUGUAUUGUAUCUAUGUAGAUUUUAUUUAAAAAAAAAUUUUUUUUAGGUGUACUGUAUGAUUCUGGGCCCCUAGAAGCAGAUCACAGUCCAACCACCCUGUGCUUACGUGACAUAUUUAAUACCUGUAGAUUGCCUACAGGAGUCACACCACAUCAACACAUGAUGCAAUAAAGCACAUUCAUGGACAAAAUGGUUACUAAUACCACAGGCAGUAGCUGUGUCUGUUUGUGUUGUUCCUGGUUCAUCAUGCCUUACCACUGACCCAGCCUGACCUAUCACAACCAACCAAACAAGGCUGGCUUGCUUAAUAUACCAUAGCAUUAUUUAAAUCGCCUUCAUAUGAUUUUUUAUUUGUAAAAUGAAAAUAAAUAUGCCUAUGUUAAAAAAUA